UUCACUUUCCUUUCCAUGGAAAGCCGGUCCUGCCUCUUGAGAAUGGAUGACCCGGACUACGAUUCCACCUGGGAGGACGAGAGCAAGGAAGGCUGUGAAGACGGCCAGGCGGAUGAUAAAGGCCAUGAGGACAAGGGCAGCAAGCACAGCAACGCAAAGGAGCCACGGCCAGGCGUGUUCCAGUCCACGAUGACCCGGUCCCGAAACUGGCGAGCUAUGCAGGACAUGCGAAGGUAUCGGCACCACUACCCGGAUUUGGCAGAUCAAGACUGCAACGGCGACAUGUCUAACCUGCGCUUCUACAAAAAUGAGAUCUGCUUCCAGCCAAAUGGUCUCUACAUUGAGGAAAUUCUUCACAACUGGAAAGACAACUAUGUCGUCCUUGAAGAGAAUCACUCCUAUAUCCAGUGGCUGUUUCCUCUGAGGGAACCAGGAGUGAACCGGCAUGCCAAGCCCCUCACACUCAAGGAGGUGGAGGCAUUUAAAAGCUCCCAGGAGGUCAAAGAGCGUCUGGUCCGGGCCUAUGAACUCAUGCUGGGCUUCUAUGGGAUCCAACUUGAGGACCGGGACACCGGUGCCGUCUGCCGUGCACAGAACUUCCAGCCACGCUUCCAGAACCUCAACAGUCACAGGCACAACAACCUGCGCAUUACACGCAUCCUCAAGUCGCUGGGAGAGCUGGGCUUAGAGCACUACCAGGCACCGCUGGUCCGCUUCUUCCUGGAGGAGACACUGGUACAGCACCAACUGCCCAGCGUGCGUCAGAGUGUCCUGGACUACUUCAUGUUCGCCGUGCGUUGCAGACACCAG
Molecule: messenger RNA, 810 nt
Organism: Cricetulus griseus (Chinese hamster)
Lineage: Eukaryota; Metazoa; Chordata; Mammalia; Rodentia; Cricetidae
Source: RefSeq, a predicted model, not a curated record